AGUCUGCUGGUGAUAUUCUCAAGUGCUGGUCGCGCAACAAUUAAGCAAACAUGCCAGAUAGUCCGCCACCGAUUGGAUUUCGGCCUGAAUUCAUGGCUCCGGGGGCGCCUUCGGGACCUCCUUUGGCCUCACUCUCGUACACCAUGCCCGUCAUGCCAAUGCCAUCCUUUCCGCCCGCGCCGGAACAUCAAACUUGGCCUCAAGACUCAAGCUCAUCCUCGGAGGAAGAACUCAGAACGGCGGAUUCGUGGAUGGAUCGAAGACUAAAACCGAUAAGCUUUGAUGUCGCCGGUUACUGUUGGCAGUUCAUUGCAGCCGGAGCUUCUUUCCCCGUCGAAACUGCGGUCAGGGCUGGUCGUGAUGCCGACGGCAGUCCCAUCUUCGUCGGCAGGGCGUUCCACGAGGGCGAUAUGAUCCCAGCUAAGGUCAUUCCGGACAAGAGCAUCGCCUAUGUUGCUUACGGAGGAGAGGAGCACCCCAAGGAGGAGUAUGAGGUGUUGCGGACGGGAGACUUCGUCUGGGAGUUCGCCAUGAACGGUGAAGUGCCGGAAGGAGCCGUGGAAGUCGGCCAGACAGUCGACGGGGAGAAGUUGUACAUGGGCAGGUGCAUCUACAAUGGCACCCAGACGCCCGGGAAGUUACAGGCCAGCCACGGAUGCCUGUACAUCCCCUUCGACGGCGAGGAGGUCAGCGUGACGGAGUACGAAGUGCUGGUGAUCAAGUAACUCUCUCUCUGGCUGUUGCAUCCUGCGCGAUGCGGAGAAUUGUUUUUAAAUUUGCUGAAUAAAAUUAAUUAAGCGA
This is a messenger RNA of Phlebotomus argentipes, 801 nucleotides long. RefSeq names its product natterin-3. NCBI's taxonomy places the organism in Eukaryota, Metazoa, Arthropoda, Insecta, Diptera, Psychodidae. The coding region runs from base 51 to 725 and encodes 224 amino acids. The transcript is spliced from 3 exons. The record is from RefSeq and is a predicted model, not a curated record.